Messenger RNA from Andrographis paniculata, 618 nucleotides. RefSeq lists its product as uncharacterized. NCBI's taxonomy places the organism in Eukaryota, Viridiplantae, Streptophyta, Magnoliopsida, Lamiales, Acanthaceae. The coding region runs from base 1 to 618 and encodes 205 amino acids. The record is from RefSeq and is a predicted model, not a curated record. The transcript has a single exon.
AUGGAAUAUCUCACAGUCAAGAACCCUCUUGACUUGUGGAAUAAACUAAAAGCAAGAUACGAUCACCUGAAGUUGAUCGUACUACCGAAAGCCCGCAGUGAAUGGCACAAUUUGAGGUUGCAGGACUUCAAAUCAGUCACUGAAUAUAAUUCUGCCAUGUUCAAGAUCACUUCACAGUUGAACCUAUGGUGCGGGAAUAUUAAUGACAGUGACAUGAUGGAAAAAACAUUCUUCAUAUUCCACGCCUCAAACCUGCUUUUACAGCAGCAAUAUCGAGAGAAAGGCUUCAGAACAUAUUCAGAUCUUAUUGUCUGUCUUUUGUUGGCAGAACAAAACAACCAACUGUUGUUGAAAAAUCAUGCAUCUAGGUUAACAGGUUCUAGCCCAUUCCCUGAAGCGAAUGCGGUACAGUCUGCAAAUCUAGGCCGUGGAAACAACAAAGGCGGGAGGUAUGGCAGGGGCCAAAAACGCGACCAUCCCCAACCUCGUCAAAAUAAUGACAAGAAACCAUACAAGCCCCUGAAGUGGCAAAAUGACGAGCAAAAAAUAAAUUAUGAAGAUAAGUGUCACAGGUGCGGCACAAAGGGACACUGGUCGCGCGAACGCCUAAGCAUUUAG